CUCCGCGAACGGAGCGCACAGUCGAGCAUUAGUACGCGAAGCUGCCGCUUCGUUUGUUCGGCGGUGGUCGGCAAACUUCGGUUUCGUGUCGUAGUUUAUGGUAGGGGUAACCUGGAUCGAGCAUAGAGCAAUAGACGGAGAAAGAGAGAGAGAGAAAGCAAGAGCAAGAUAGAAAUCAGACCAGGACGGUGCAGAGAGCAGAGACCAACGUGUCUCCUCUCGUGCAUGCGUUCGCCUGUACGGAACGGUGGUGUGUGUGCAACAUAGAGAGACAGACAGAAGGACGUAUGCGUGGCGCGGUGAGAAACGUGUUACGAACAGUGACAGACAAGAUGGCGGUGUGUCUUGUGCAGUAGUAGGAACAGUGGUACGUAGAGUACAUUAGAAGGAUAAAUAGUGGAAGAAAGGGGUUAGGUGAAAGGUUUAGCAGCUGGAUAGUAUGGAACCAGCUCUUACGACGACCACGAGACGUCGCGGUCAUCAACAUCAUCCGCGGUACACUACGCGUCGACGUAUCGAUGUCUCCAGCAGAGGACCCGCGCAGUGUGGCCCUGCUGAUAUCGUUAAAGAUACGCCGACUGGUAACAACGAAACGCCAACGACUACAACGUCAUCGAGACUCGAUGAAAAAAGCACUGUCAUUGGUACGGAGUGUUCGACCGCGGUGACAGUACCCACGAUCGUCGGCCCGAGGUGGCUCCAAGAUCCGACGGCCACUACUGUGUUCUCAAAAGACGUCAACAAGAUAACGUACAAUCUCGAAGAUGAUGACAGAGAGGACAUCCGACACAGGCUCGCGCAGUGUAGCCUGGAUGUCCUCAAUGAACGACGCGAACAGUUUGUUCUUGAUAGAAACGAGAACGAGAGCUGUGACAGCCACGAGACGGAACAACCAUCAACUGAUAAGCCUCGAUUAAGGCCACGUGGGAUCGAGAUAUGCAAAAACGAGUCCGACAACGAGACGAGGAGCAAAGAAACUUCACCGGAGCCUGAGCACGCGGUCGCGAGGGCUCGCGGUGACGGGAACUCUGACGACGAGUCGACCAACGUCGAGGAGGACCCUGAACUUGCUGAGCUUGCCAAGCUUAGAUGUCCUAGCGAAAGGACCGAGGUGCAAGCUGAAAGGGAAGCAAGAAGAAGAAAGAGAUGCGCCGAUUAUCCUGGAUUAGCUUUCGGAUGGUCCAUAUUCUCCAGCGACACGAUGAUGAAAUUCGGUCUCAUAAGGAACGAAUUGCAGAAUAUUAUGGGGAACCAGCUUAAACGGGCUGAGUCCGAAGUAGCCGCUCUGAAUCGUCGUAUCCAAUUGUUGGAGGAGGACCUCGAGAGAUCGGAGGAACGCCUCGCAACGGCCACUGCUAAAUUGGCAGAGGCGUCGCAAGCUGCGGAUGAGAGCGAACGGAUACGCAAGGCACUCGAAAACCGUACCAAUAUGGAAGAUGACCGAGUAUCCCUGUUGGAGCAACAGCUAGCACAGGCUAAACUGAUCGCCGAGGAGGCGGAUAAAAAAUACGAGGAGGUUGCCAGAAAACUAGUCAUGAUGGAGCAGGAUCUUGAGCGCGCCGAGGAAAAGGCAGAACUUUCGGAAGGGAAGAUCGUCGAGCUUGAAGAAGAGCUGCGCGUAGUUGGCAACAACCUGAAAUCCCUCGAGGUUUCCGAAGAGAAGGCGACGCAAAGAGAGGAGACUUUCGUGGGCCAGGUGAAGAUUCUGGAUAGUCAAUUAAAAGAGGCUGAAGCUCGUGCCGAGUUCGCAGAAAGAUCCGUGCAGAAAUUGCAGAAGGAGGUCGACAGGCUCGAAGACGACCUUGCCGCCGAGAGAGAGAAAAACAAAUUGCUCCAGGAAGAGAUGGAGGCCACCCUGCAUGACAUCCAGAACAUGUAGAUCGUGUCUCGCGGCUGACAGAAACAUGAGAGAAAAAAAAGUCGAGAAAAGAUUUAUAUAAAUAACAAAAACGUUGAGAAUUUAAAAAGCAUACGCAGAUACUAGGGUACGAUUCCUUCGGGAUUAAAGGAACAAAACAGAGAUAAAAGGAAUGAAAAGUAAAUACUGUAAACAGAAUUCGAAAGGGGUGAGGGUCGCAGAACGAACGAACGAACGAACAUCGAAAGCUUUUUUUGAGUUCGACGAUAUUUAUCGAAAUAUCGUUGAGAAACAAAAAAUACACGCUGUGCGACACGAGUGCUUUCGUAAACGUUUCGCAAAACGUUGAAAAACUUUUUUUUUUUUUCUUUUCUUCCUUCCUUUUCUCUUUUUCGUCGGAAAGAGAGGAUAUACUUUAUACUUUGUAUACUUCUGCUGCGCACGCUUUUCACUCGAACUAUCGUUUCUUCAUCCUUUUCGUAGGAAAGGAUAGAACGAUGGUUCGAGUAAAAUGUAUAAUGUAUAAAAAAAGAAAGGUAGGGUAUGCGGUUUAUCAAAGGGGCUCGAAGAUGAAAACUCCCUUUGUCUUCUGUGUUUCUUUUCUUCUUUUUCUUUGAAAUUUUGUCGUUUGUUGUCCAAAACAUAUCUUUCACGACUAUCAUUUUUUUUUUCUUUUCUUCUCUGGUAAUGCUUGCUUUUAAUUGGAUUGUCGAUCAGUAUGAUUAAUUUCAAUACCAUUGAGUGUCUUUUAAUUCCUUACGAGGCGAGUACUGUAAAAGAGAAUCGUGAGCGAAGACAUAGGAAACAGAGUAAAAAGGGCAACCGAUCAAAGCGUGUACGUCAAGGAAGAAUUUUCUAUCGAGUUUGUCAAGUAUUUUCCACCUGUUACGUCCUAUCACGUAUCGUGGCUUCCGAACGUUCGCGAGAUUUAUACCAUUCUACUUUUUGAAUUAAUAUAUUUUGCUGAAAAUUCUACUCUUCUGUAUUUUAAUUAUUAUCUUUGUGUACGUGAGUUAGUUAUACAGCUUUUAUAUAAACAGUAUUAAAUUGAAUAAUUAAUGGCUUAGACUCCUCAAUUUGUUAAUUAAUGCACAUUUCAAUGACAAUCAUAAAAAGUUCCAAUAAACAUAUUGGGACGACCUUAACAAAAAUAUUUGACAAACUCGACCACAUAAGUAAAUUUUUCCUCGACGUAGGACUACUGUAUGAAUUGGCAGCAAAAGGGCGAACAUGACCAUUGUUCGUUGCUUUUCGUCGUUAACGUUUUAUAAUUCCUUGGGGCUCAGCAUGAAAAAGGAACGUCCUUGGCCUUCUUCCACUGCUCGUUCGUUCACUGAUGAUAAAUCUUAAAUGCUUCUAAAAGACGCUCACUGCCAGCUAAGUGAUACCUUCGAGGAACAAAUCCAAUAUUAAGCUCGUAUUUGCGCGUGGUCCAGCCAAAAAGAUACUAGUAUUAAUCUCACUGGUUAAAGCUUAGAAUUUAGCGAGGUGUAUACGUCAGGAAUAAGAGAUAUAUAGAAAGAAACCGCAAUAUAUGUUAAAAGUUUUUGUAUAUUUGUAGUUUAAAUCGUAUAUUAAUAUACAUGUAUGAUAAUACAGGGCACUUCAGAAUAUAUAGUCCAGUUCAAAGAGAAGGAGAUUAUUUAUAUAUAAUUAUGCAUGAAACGUGGAAAGGAAGUCUGUUGAAAAUUUUUGAAGGACUUUUAUUCUAUGCUUUUUAUUUGACUCUUUGUGAUUCUGUGUUGAAUUGUAUUUUACAUAAUGUUAAAAAGUAAAUAACAAAUAUGUUAAAUUAAAUAAUUUGAAAAUAUUUCGGUUUUAAUUUAUAUUGUUAUUUGUAUCAUUAUUCAAUGUUGAAGUUUUAACUUUAAAUUUAAUAGGCAAAUUUGUAUUUUUAUUUGAUAGAAAUAUGUCAACAUGGAUACAUAUAAAAAUGCAUUCCAAUUUUCUACAUUUUUUAAAAGCAUGUUAACUAUAAACUAUUUGAUAUUAAAUGUCAAAAGCUAUUUGAACCGCAGAGUGAAUUUUUCAAACAGAAUCUCCUUCUCUAAUUUUCUACUACGUGUUCCCCAAGUACUCAAUGUUUAAUCACAUAAAGAUUAUUCGACAAAAUGUGAUCUUGGAAACAUCCUCACAGAAAAGGGUGAACUUGCAAUCGCAAUUAACGCAGCAAUCAUUAGAAAUAGAAAGGUGAACGAGCAAAGUACGUUCGCAAAAAUCCCGUGUCCUUCUAGUUCACGCUGAGCCACUCGACGUUUACCGAUCGUGCCUGGAUUAAUCCUUUAUUGUAAUCAUUCUCUGGCCAAUAGAAAACGAAAAAGGAGAAGGAAAAAAGAGGAAAAGAAAGAAUGAGAGAAUUUCCAUUUCAUGGCGCGUAACUUCAUCUUAUGCGAUUGUUCAUCGCCGCAGUUAAUCGAUAUCGUUAAUUAAUAUCCACAUCCGUAUUAAGAUCACCUAAUUCGAAGGUGUGUCAUAGUUAAUUCCACGUGAAACAUUCCUCCCUCUUUAUCAUCGUGAAGAAGAAACUGCCUGACCAUCUUUUACGUAUCUAAUCCCCUGGGUGAUUCUCGUUCAUUGUAGCUUGUCGGAUGUCGUGUCGAGAUGAAUUUAGAAAGUUUUCUCAACUUUGUAAAAGUAUGAAGUAUUAGGUAAUCCCGUAAGCAAUGCAGUUUCUUGAAAGUUGCAUUUAAACUUAAGGAUAUGAAUUGUCACUUGUCACGCUAAAAAUGUGAUAAACGAGGAAUAGAAAAUUCAAUGGAAAGAUGGCUAAUAAUUGAAAACGUUGCAGCAAUAAGGAACUCUACCUCUUAAUAGAGUUAUGUAAACCAAUAAAAAUCAGCUCAAAAUUAAAUCACUGUAAACUUUUGAAUAAACUGUUUCAUCGUUGAAUAUACAAAGUCCUUCUAUUGUAAGAAAUAAGAAGAAUAUAUCGGUAAUUAAUUGUUAUGAACAAAUAAUAAUUAUUACUUUUCACUUGAAACAAAGAUGCCGCAUUUACUUACGGAAUGACCAUUUCGAAGAAUAAUUUGUGCAAUAAUGUUUUAGAUUUGUUGUAUAAAUCGAUGAAUACGUUAGUAUGCUAACUAAAUCUUUUUAGAUACAAUACAAUGUACAUUUGGGUUUUUCAAAAUCUCGGGAAGACAUCCGAAGAAAUUAAUGCGCGUCCAGCGAUCGAAAACGUCACGAGUUAUUCUAUAGAGAGAGAACGAUAGUGAAAAAGAGAGAGAGUGCGUGUGAGAAAGAGUAAGAGAGAUCAUGCUCUUGCUCUCUAAUUAUGAAAAUCGAAGAAAGCACAAUAACGACGAUUCCACGCGUCCUACCGUUAACGAUAACGACAUUUCUUUGUUAUUCCCGUAUUUUUUUUCUUUUUUUCGAGAAAAUGCCAAUAGAGUGAAAGAGCAUGAGAGGGAGAGAAAGGUGGAAUGAAUGAGAAAGUGAGAAUGAGUGCGACAGAGAAAAUGCAUAAAAAAGAAAACGCAAAUACUUGAGUUCACACUUGAGAGUUUUAGUUUAUUAAUUUACUUAAUAUUAAUAAAAAAAAACGAAUGAAACGAUAAUAACACUAAUAUCAUUGUAAUGAUUAUUAUAUAUAUUGCUAUUAUUAUAAAACUGUUUGUAAUAUAUAUUUUAAUUUUGAAAAAACA
Molecule: messenger RNA, 5502 nt
Organism: Bombus huntii
Lineage: Eukaryota; Metazoa; Arthropoda; Insecta; Hymenoptera; Apidae
Gene: Tm1
Product: tropomyosin Per a 7.0102
Exons: 8
Coding region: 440-1879 (479 amino acids)
Biological process (GO): muscle contraction; actin filament organization
Cellular component (GO): actin filament
Molecular function (GO): actin filament binding
Source: RefSeq, a predicted model, not a curated record